UUAAUUAAGAGCAAAUCAAUUAAACUUUAAUCACACAUGCUAAUGAGUCUAAAUUAGAGCAAUCGCAGCUUUCAAUUGAAGUAAACGAUAGGACUAAAAAAAUCCGAAACUCAACUAAUCAAACACUUCGAGAUUCGUUACUGUGAGUUCAUUGCGUAACUAACUUCACAGAUUCAUUCAAAAAGAUGAUAACAGUUUCCGAUUGGAUCCGUUCAUCUUCGAAUCAACACAUCGAUUUGUACAAGCAAUGGUUCAACGUGGCCGAUUCAGAUGGCGAUGGCCGCGUCACUGGAAAUGAUGCUAUAAAGUUCUUCGCACUCUCCACCUUGUCUCGCCCUCAACUCAAGCAGGUUUGGGCGAUUGCUGAUACGAAGAGACAAGGUUUUUUAGGGUUUGAUGAGUUUGUUACUGCAAUGCAGCUCAUUUCUGUGGGACAAGCAGGGUAUGAUCUCAACUCGGAUAUUCUAAAAACUGAGAUUGACAGCGAAAAGAUCAAACCUACAGUACUGGAAGGAAUUGAUGCAUUAGUAGCAAAUACAAAGAGUCCAACAAUAAAUGCACAACCCGAUGUAUAUGGGACUGGCCAGCUUCAGCCUUUUCCACGGGUUACUUCAAAAUCUGCAAAGAAGUUACCCCUCAAUGCAGUGACAUCAAUAAUAGAUGGCUUGAAGAAGUUGUAUGUGGAGCGGCUAAAACCGUUGGAGGCUACUUAUCGAUUCAAUGAUUUUGUAUCUCCAUUAUUGACCAACAGUGAUUUUGAUGCUAAACCAAUGGUCAUGCUUCUCGGUCAAUAUUCUACUGGGAAAACAACAUUCAUUAAACACUUGCUAAGAUGUGAAUAUCCAGGGGCGCACAUUGGACCAGAACCCACGACUGACAGAUUUGUCGCUGUCAUGUCUGGAACUGAUGAGAGGAGCAUUCCUGGAAAUACUGUAGCUGUUGAUGCUAGCAUGCCUUUUAGUGGCUUGACAAGUUUUGGUAGUUCUUUUUUGUCAAAGUUUCAAUGCUCUCAAAUGCCACAUCCACUGCUAGAUGAAAUAACGUUUAUCGACACCCCUGGUGUCCUCUCUGGAGAAAAGCAAAGGACUCAACGAAGUUAUGACUUCACCGGUGUUAUAUCUUGGUUUGCUGCAAAAUGUGAUUUGAUUCUUCUCCUAUUUGAUCCCCACAAACUUGACAUUAGUGAUGAAUUUAAACGAGUGAUUUCCUCUCUACGCGGUCAAGAUGACAAAAUACGUGUUGUUUUGAAUAAGGCAGACCAAAUUGAUACUCAACAACUCAUGAGAGUUUAUGGAGCACUGAUGUGGUCUUUGGGAAAAGUUCUGAAUACCCCGGAAGUUGUACGUGUAUAUAUUGGCUCAUUCAAUGAUAAGCCUAUCAAUGAAGGUUUUGUCGGCCCAUUAGGACAGGAGCUUUUUGAGAAAGAACAAAGCGAUCUCCUUUCAGAUUUGGCAGAUAUUCCAAGAAAGGCGUGUGACGGUCGGAUCAAUGAAUUUGUCAAACGUGCGAGAUCCGCUAAAAUCCAUGCCUAUAUAAUUAGUCAUCUUAAGAUGCAGAUGCCUGCAAUGAUGGGCAAAGCUAAGGUGCAACAAAGGCUUAUAGAUGAUCUUGAAGAUGAAUUUAAAAAGGUUCAAAGGGAGUUUCAUUUACCCGUUGGUGAUUUUCCCAAUGUAGAUCACUUCAGAGAGGUUUUGAAUACUUACAGCAUUGACAAAUUUGAUAAAUUGAAGCCUAAAAUGGUUCAAGCUGUAGAUGACAUGCUUGGUUAUGAAAUACCAGAGCUGUUAAAAAAGUUUAGAAAUCCUUAUGAGUAAGUUGAAAAUCGUUUAAGCUUGUUUUUGAUUGUCAUGAAUGUUUCUGACUGAGAUUUUGAUGUUUUUCUAAAAUAGUUGAAAUAUUUUUUGUGUGCGCGUUGAAUCUCUAAUGCCCACAUCGUGUAAAGUCCAGUCCAUGACAUAAGAUUGUUUAGACAAUUGCCGCUCUAUUUUGUUUGCCUUAAUUGUAUAUGAAUGUGCACCAUUUGAAGGUGCUCCCUAUCCAAUUUUCCA
This is a messenger RNA of Vicia villosa (hairy vetch), 2048 nucleotides long. Its product is annotated as EH domain-containing protein 1-like. The transcript has 16 exons. Bases 186 to 1814 code for a protein of 542 amino acids. Gene Ontology annotation, biological process: endosomal transport; endocytosis. Gene Ontology annotation, molecular function: calcium ion binding; GTP binding; protein binding. Lineage: Eukaryota; Viridiplantae; Streptophyta; Magnoliopsida; Fabales; Fabaceae. The record is from RefSeq and is a predicted model, not a curated record. Gene Ontology annotation, cellular component: plasma membrane; cytoplasm; intracellular membrane-bounded organelle.